Messenger RNA from Fusarium venenatum, 1533 nucleotides. RefSeq lists its product as uncharacterized. The record is from RefSeq and is a predicted model, not a curated record. Lineage: Eukaryota; Fungi; Ascomycota; Sordariomycetes; Hypocreales; Nectriaceae.
AUGUCAUCUGAUUCUGUUACUCCCGACUCGAUGCCUUCAUCUGAAAUUGUAUACCCGUUACAUGAAUUUGACGACUCUCCCAUUAAUCGGUAUAUGCAACACUGGACUCUGCGAUUUGAUGCAGUCCUCGACACAAAGAAGCUAUGCGCAGCUCUCACAAAUCUUCUCAGUCAGGGCGACUGGAGAAAGUUAGGCGGUCGCUUGCAAUUUAACGAUAUGGGAAAGCUUGAGAUUCAUGCACCAAGAGAAUACACCCAAGAGCGACCGGCAUUUCAAUUUUCUGAAGAGACUUUCCCAGUAAAAACCACUGAUCAUCCCGUCGCAAAGAACCUCCCCAGGGCAAGAGGCAAGGCCGAACUGUUCCCAGGCAUCACAGGCCAAUUCAAAAUCUUGACCGUUGGUCCCGAAUGGGGACUUGACUUUGAUGAACACGUUCGUCGCCAGGAGCCAGUCAUCGGCGUCCAUAUGGCUCUCUUCAGCGAUGCGACAUUGAUUAGUAUUCGCUGGUCUCAUGUCGUUUGCGACUUUAUGGGGAUCAAAGGUCUGAUUCUGGCCUGGUCAAUGGAUCUGGAUGGACGCUACGACGAGAUUCCACCUUUCAUGGGCGCAUUCGAUGAUCCUCUAAAGGAUAUUGGGUCGGCUCCGCCCAAAGAAUCUUAUGCUCUGUCAAGUAUGAAGCUGAGCCCUGAAGCCUUCAAGAAGACCUACGACAAAUACUUGGAGCACGUCGAAGCAUACCCAGUGUCGGUGCGACGCAUGCUUGUGCUGCCUGAACCCGCCGUCCACAAGAUCAAGAUGGAUUUCAUUGGCGGCCAAGGCUCGGAUACCCUCAAAGUGAUUCCAAAGGGAGCCCUAUACAAUGGACAGUUUGUAAGCGACGCUGAUAUUCUGUCUGUUUGGGCGGCACGACUCUGCUGCAGCAUCCUUCCUGCGGCGGACCGGCCCGUCCAUGUGAUGGGAAUGUACGAGGCGAGACAUUGCUUACCGGAAACAUUUCCCCAGCGUAAGGACAAGCCCGAUUCUAGCCCUGUCUUCGUCGCCAAUGCAACCUUUUCAACCUCGACCAACACCACUCUACAGGCGCUUCGACAUCAGCCGCUAGCGAGAACCGCGCUGUUGGUUAGAGAGUCUGUGGCGACCCUGACCAAGGAGCCGCAAGUACACGCGCAACUACAUCUCCUGCGGGAGUCGUACGAGAGAGAUAGUGAGAACCCUGCAAUUUUUGCCGCCGAGGACUCGUUUAUCCUAGUCGUGUCCAACUUCAGCAAGAUGGGCUUUUUCGACUCGAUCGACUUUUCUUCUGCGGUUAUUACCCCCGCCGCAGCUGGUCAUGGAAAGUCUCCUGGGAAAAUCUCCUGGCACCAGUGGACUACGCUAGAGCAUAACACACACAUACGCAACAUGUUCCAGGUGGGCGGCAAAGAUGGCCAGGGAAAUACGUGGAUGAUGGGCAUUCUACCGCCUGAAACCUGGGCUCUGGCAGAGCAGCAUUUAGCCGGCCUCUCGGAUAGGCCCUUGCCAAGCAAGCUUUAG